Messenger RNA from Moesziomyces antarcticus, 927 nucleotides. RefSeq lists its product as uncharacterized. The coding region runs from base 1 to 927 and encodes 308 amino acids. The record is from RefSeq and is a predicted model, not a curated record. The transcript has a single exon. Lineage: Eukaryota; Fungi; Basidiomycota; Ustilaginomycetes; Ustilaginales; Ustilaginaceae. Gene Ontology annotation, molecular function: protein binding.
AUGAUGUCAAACUUACUGCAGAGCGUGCUGAGCUCGCGUCUGGCGAAUGCAACGCUGGGCACAUCCGACACCAGCCCCAUCGAGUCCAAAGAGGGACUCACCGAGUGGGAGCAGGUCGACACGGACGACGAGCUCGUCAAUGUCCAGUCCAAUCCGGGCACCGCCGCCGCGACGCCGCUUGAGCGUAGCCGUCCCGCGUCACCUACUCGUGCCAACUCGUCCUCGCGUCUUGCGGUUGUCGAGACGGAUACAACCGACUUUGAGAGCGAUGCCGACCCAGACACCACGGCGCAUGUGCCUGGCUCCUCUUCGGCUGCCUCGGGUGCAAGCCGCAGCAAGCUUCGCACGAGCUCCAAACGCAGCACGUCGUCGCGAUCCAAGACGGAUCCUCUGCGCUCACUCAACAGCGAGAUUGCACAGCACAUUUUCCUGCAGCUUCCGGUCGACUCGCUCAUCGCGUGCUCGGGUGUGAGCAAGCGCUGGCGUCGCUCGGCCACGCUCAACUUUUGCUGGUACCGUCACUACCAGCAGGCGUUCUCGGCGACGUCGCUCGAGUCCAACAUGCCUCCGAUCCCGGCGUGGGGCAGUGGAGGAGCCAAGUGGACGCGGCGCGAGAGCAAGACGGACUGGAAGACGCAGUAUGCCAAGCAGAAGCGCAUCGAGGCGCGCGAUGCGGCGCGCGCCGAGUCGCUGCCUGGCUCGGGCAGCGUGACGCCGUCGAGGACGCAGCGCAUGCAGGAUGCAGGCAUCAUGACCACGCACGAAGCCAGGAUGCAGCAGUGGCAGGCCGAGCAGGACGCAGGCUACUCCAAACAGGAGAUGCGCGACUACUACAAGGCCGGCCCCAAGGGCGGCAAGUUCAAGGGCAAGCGCGAAAAGGGCGGCGUCAAAACAGGCGCCGCUGGAGACGGAGGGCUUUGGCAAUAG